This is a messenger RNA of Cynocephalus volans (Philippine flying lemur), 884 nucleotides long. RefSeq names its product spliceosome-associated protein CWC27 homolog. Gene Ontology annotation, biological process: protein peptidyl-prolyl isomerization; protein folding. Gene Ontology annotation, cellular component: catalytic step 2 spliceosome. The coding region runs from base 181 to 846 and encodes 221 amino acids. Gene Ontology annotation, molecular function: peptidyl-prolyl cis-trans isomerase activity. NCBI's taxonomy places the organism in Eukaryota, Metazoa, Chordata, Mammalia, Dermoptera, Cynocephalidae. The transcript has 8 exons. The record is from RefSeq and is a predicted model, not a curated record.
GUCCGUGAGGAGCUAGCUUUGGGGAAAGCUGUUUGAAUAACGUCUUAACUGAUAAUUGACCUACUGAAGCUUUUCCCGAUUAUCCGACUUAAGGAAGCAUAUCCUGAUUGCAAGACAGCUUUACUGACUGGUCGUUCGUUCUAUUCUUAAUAAGGAACAGAGUCCUGAGCACUGACCAGGAUGAGCAAUGUCUACAUCCAGGAGCCUCUCACGAACGGGAAGGUUUUAUUGAAAACUACAGCUGGAGAUAUUGACAUAGAGUUGUGGUCAAAAGAAGCUCCUAAAGCUUGCAGAAAUUUCAUUCAGCUUUGUUUGGAAGGCUAUUAUGACAACACCAUUUUUCAUAGAGUUGUACCUGGUUUUAUAGUCCAAGGGGGAGAUCCUACUGGCACAGGGGCUGGUGGAGAGUCUAUCUAUGGAGCCCCAUUCAAAGAUGAAUUUCAUUCACGGUUGUGUUUUAAUCAGAGAGGACUGGUCGCCAUGGCAAACGCUGGUCCUCUUGAUAAAGGCAGUCAGUGUUUCUUUACACUGGGUCAUGCAGAUGAACUUAACAAUAAACAUACCAUCUUUGGAAAGGUUACAGGGGAUACAGUAUAUAACAUGCUACGACUGACAGAAGUAGACAUUGGUGAUGAAGAAAGACCACGUAAUCCACACAAAAUGAAAAGUUGUGAGGUUUUGUUUAAUAGUUUUGAUGACAUCAUUCCAAGGGAAAUUAAAAAGCCAAAAAAAGAGAAACCAGAGGAAGAAGUAAAGAAAUUGAAACCCAGAGGCACAAAAAAUUUUAGUUUACUUUCAUUUGGAAAGGAAGCUGAGGAAGAAGAGGAGGAGAGCAGGAAAUGCUGAAGUUGCUCACCUUUACAUAGGAGCAGAGUGGUAUUGCA